Polistes dominula (European paper wasp) is the source of this 960-nucleotide messenger RNA. RefSeq lists its product as uncharacterized. The record is from RefSeq and is a predicted model, not a curated record. Lineage: Eukaryota; Metazoa; Arthropoda; Insecta; Hymenoptera; Vespidae.
AUGUCAAGCUCAGUGCAUCUCAGUCAUCUCACAUUGCUGGCCACAGCGACCGCGAUAGUCGUCUCAGCAACAACGUCAGUUCAAGUUCGUUUGCUCAUUGACCCUGGAUCAGAAAUCUUGUUCGUCUCAGAAAGACUCACCCAGCAGCUCAAUCUUGAACGAAGGCACUCAAGGCAGGACGUUUAUAGUGUCGGCCGAAAACGGACUUCUCAAACAAGAGGAAUUGUCACUCUCAAACUUCAAUCAAGGUAUAGACCACUCACAGUGACAAUUUCAGCUUACGUACUCAAGACAGUUACCACCAUCCUGCCGGCCAUAAAGAUACAACAGGAACCCGUAUGGCCUCACCUGAAGGGUUUGAAUCUCGCUGAUCCAGAGUUUUUCAUUCCAAGGGCAGUAGAGGUUAUAGUCGGAGCAGACUUCUACGGCCAACUYAUCAGGCCUAACAUCAUUAGGCACUCAAACAGAUCUCCUAUUGCUCAGUUGUCCGUCUUUGGGUGGCUGGUAAUUGGCCCAAUUCAAGCACCUGUCACACUGGCAAGGACGACUCAUCAUGGCAGAUCUCAGGCAUCAAACUCAUCCUUGCAAGAGUUGUUGACACGGUUUUGGGUCCAAAAAGAACCUCCAUCAUCGGACAAGUCACCGCUCACUCCUGAGGAGCAGAAGUGUGAGCUCCACUUCAAGACCACUCAUUCAAGGGACUCGACAGGGCGCUGCAUCGUCAAGAUACCGCUCAAGUUGCCACCAACAGUCCUGGGAGAUUCUUAUCAGACAGUUCAUCGAUCGCUCCAACGAAUUCUCAAACGACUUGGCAGAGACACUCAGUACGACCGACUGUACACUCAGUUUAUGCCUGAGUAUGAACAAGCUCAACACAUGAUCAAGCUAGAUGACAGCUUAGUUGGUAGAAGGUCACACUACUAUUUGCCUCAUCAUGUGGUGCUCAAGCCAGACAGCUAA